AUGGAUCUUCGCGUCGACAUCGUCGAGACGAGGCUCUGCCUGGACCAACGUAGGCGACCACCAGGUAAGUUUCCCCACAGGUAAGUGCGUUUGCUUUGUUUCUUCCUUUUGUUUGUUGAAGUUCCGCGUCGUGCGCUGCGCUUGCUGCUUGUCCUUUAUAUGCUAGUCUGUCCGUCAAUAGCUAAACGACUCCCUCGAUGCCUGCUGCGAUUGUCUGUCCGUCAGUCUAUGCCACUCUCUACUUAUAGCUAGGUGUGUUACGGUGCUUGACUUUGUGUGGUGCCCUCACUUUGUCUCUGACUGGUGACUGUGUCCGCUUGUCCACUCUAGUUCUAAGUCCCAUAGCGUUAGGCAGUGUGUAUGCUAUCUCCUACUUCACUCCAUCACAUCAUCACCUCACCACCAAGGUCCCAGGCUAAUUCGGGUCGUUCUCUCACUAACAAAAAGUCGUGGCCCAUAGUGGAGUCCGGCAGCCGUCUGGGAUAACCGGGCAGCCCUGUUCAGGGAUGCGUUGCCUGCCCCCGCGAGGGGGAGGGGGCUAGAAAAGGUGCCCUAACGAUCGCUGGGAACCACGCUGUCUGUAGGCUGGCCGUGGCCGCAGACAAAAAACACACGGUCGAAACAGCCAAAACCGAAACAACAACAACAACAACAAUUACUCUCUUCCUCUUCCAGCCUAUUCUUCUUCUUCUCCUACUCCUACUUUUGGUCGCCGCAGUCGCCAGACUGGCAGGGUGAGCCCGCUCAUUCUGGCAGCCUGGAAUGUUCGUCCCCUUUUAGACAAUCCGAGGAGCAACCGACCGGAACGGAGGACGGCGCUAGUGGCAAGAGAACUGGCGCGCUACAAGGUGGACAUCGCCGCACUCAGCGAGACCCGAUUCUCCGAACAAGGCCAACUGGAGGAGGUGGGUGCCGGCUACACCUUCUUCUGGAGUGGUCGACCCAAGGCAGAGCGACGAGACGCGGGUGUCGCCUUCGCCAUCCGGAACGACAUCGUGGGACGACUACCCUGUUUGCCGCAGGGUAUCAACGAUCUCCUGAUGAGCCUCCGUCUGCCUCUGCGGGGUGGGGGCAAAUUCGCCACAAUCAUCAGCGCCUACGCUCCGCCGAUGAGCAGCCCCGACGCCGCCGCAAGAGACAAGUUCUACGAGGACCUGCACGCCCUCUUGGCGACUGUGUCGAAGGCGGACAAGUUGAUUGUCCUUGGUGACUUCAACGCCCGCGUCGGCACAGACCAUACUGCCUGGAGGGGAGUGCUGGGUCCUCACGGUCUCCGCGGCUCCAACGACAACGGUCUGCUGCUGCUCCGCACCUGCGCAGAACACCGCCUCAUCCUGACGAACACGUUCUUCUGUCUGCCGGAGCGAGAGAAGGCCACCUGGAGGCAUCCUCGAUCGCGUCAGUGGCACCUGCUGGACUAUGUCCUCGUCCGGAGGCGAGAUCAGCGGGACGUGCUGGUGACGAAGGCGAUCGCGGGUGCUGACGGGUGGACCGACCAUCGCCUCGUCAUCUCGAAGAUGCGUAUUCGCCUACAGCCUCGCAGGAGACCACAAGGUAAGCGACCCCCAGGUAAGCUGAAUGUUGCUUUGUUGUCUUUGCCUGCUCACCGUCUCCAUUUCAGCAACGAGCUAGCUCGACGUCUAGACAACCUUCCUAUCGCUGCCGCCGCCGACGACGCCGCCGCCGCCGCUGCCGAGAAAACCUCCGUGGAGAACCGCUGGUGUCAACUGCGAGACACGGUCCAGUCGACGGCGCUCGCCGUCCUCGGUCGCGCUCCCCGCCAACACCAGGACUGGUUCGACGACAACGACGCCGCCAUCAGAAAUCUGCUUGCCGAGAAGAACCGCCUCCACAAAGCCUACGUAGAUCGCCCCACUGAGGACAACAAAGCUGCCUUCUACCGCAGUCGCCGACAGCUUCAGCAACGACUGCGCGAGAUGCAGGACGCCUGGACUGCUCGCAAAGCUGAGGAGAUCCAAGGCUACGCGGACCGCAAGGAAUGGAAGAACUUCUUCUCUGCGAUCAAAGCUGUCUACGGUCCGCCGACGAAGGGCACUGCUCCUCUCCUCAGCGCCGACGGCUGCACUCUCCUGACUGAGAAGACGCAAAUCCUACAGCGAUGGGCCGAGCACUUCCGAGGCGUCCUCAACCGCCCUUCCGUCAUCUCCGACGCCGCCAUCGCCAGCUUGCCGGAAGUGGCGACCAACGUGGACCUCGACCUCCCGCCAUCUCUCCAGGAGACCAUCAGGGCCGUGCAGCAGCUCUCCAGCGGGAAAGCACCCGGAUCGGACGCCAUCUCAGCUGAGGUCUACAAGCACGGAGGUCCCCUUCUGAUUGAUCACCUGACUGCGCUCUUCCAGGAGAUGUGGCGUCAAGGUGAAGUCCCGCAGGAUUUCAAGGACGCAACUAUCGUGCACCUAUACAAGCGAAAAGGGAAUCGCCAAGUCUGCGACAACCACCGCGGCAUCUCCCUACUGAACAUCGCGGGAAGAUCUUCGCUCGCAUCCUGCUCAACCGCCUCAACAACCAUCUGGAACAGGGCAUUCUGCCGGAAAGCCAAUGCGGCUUCCGUCGUCAUCGUGGGACCACGGAUAUGAUCUUCGCCGCCCGCCAACUUCAGGAGAAGUGCCAGGAGAUGCGGACCAACCUGUACUCUACCUUCGUGGACCUGACGAAAGCCUUCGACACGGUGAAUCGUGAAGGACUGUGGAAGAUCAUGCAGAAAUUCGGCUGUCCGGAGCGAUUCACUCAGAUGGUGCGUCAGCUGCACGACGGUAUGAUGGCGCGAGUCACGGACAACGGAGCUGUCUCAGAGGCAUUCGCAGUGACCAACGGAGUGAAGCAGGGCUGUGUGCUGGCGCCUACCCUCUUCAGUCUUAUGUUCUCUGCCAUGCUGAUGGACGUCUACCGCGACGAACGCCCUUGA
This is a messenger RNA of Spirometra erinaceieuropaei, 2926 nucleotides long. The record is from the annotation of a GenBank genome assembly. Lineage: Eukaryota; Metazoa; Platyhelminthes; Cestoda; Diphyllobothriidea; Diphyllobothriidae.